AUGGAGUCUUCACGCAAAGCAUCACAUAACCUGUUUGAGGUUUACCUACGACUACGACCGCCGCCCUUACGAAACGGUGAUGGGGACCGCAUUCUCGAAGUUGAACCGCCAGAGGACGAUUCGAAAGCGACACAUGUCGUCCUAAACCCCCCUACCGAUCGACGAAGAGCUAUUGAGAAGUUCGCGUUUACACAGGUGUUUGAGGAAGAAGCUAGCCAGCUCGAUGUGUUCCACGGCACAGAAAUCGUCCCCUUCGUCGAGGGCGUCCUCGCUCCUCAAGGUGGUGAGGGAACCGACGCGGUUGUUGCUACGUUAGGAGUCACUGGUUCUGGCAAGACACAUACCAUACUCGGCAGCAAAUCCCAACGCGGCAUGACCCAGCUUGCGAUAGACGUCCUCUUCCGAUCUAUUGGCGAAAACAUGAUCGACGGAAACGAUAUCUUUACAGCACAGGAUUCCCUUCAGGAGUGUGAUGGAGCUGAGUCGUCUUUGACCAUCGCAUCGCACUUCUUGAGUCCAUCCUUCCGCGACUCAGUGGCAUCCAGAGCCCCCUCACGAGCCGCCACGCCAGGUCUUGUACGACCCCCGACCGCAGCCCUUUCCUACAUUGACUCUCCCAUAACCCAACACAUCGCGAAGCUCGCUAGCACAUUUUCUCCAGAAUGCGCACCAAGUCAGAAAAGUGUACGGCUUGUCACUGAAGGCGACAGCACAACGCGUCCCAAUGAGCGAUAG
Molecule: messenger RNA, 735 nt
Organism: Fusarium poae
Lineage: Eukaryota; Fungi; Ascomycota; Sordariomycetes; Hypocreales; Nectriaceae
Exons: 2
Coding region: 1-735 (244 amino acids)
Biological process (GO): microtubule-based movement
Cellular component (GO): microtubule; nucleus; kinesin complex
Molecular function (GO): ATP binding; microtubule binding; microtubule motor activity
Source: RefSeq, a predicted model, not a curated record